Molecule: messenger RNA, 603 nt
Organism: Castor canadensis (American beaver)
Lineage: Eukaryota; Metazoa; Chordata; Mammalia; Rodentia; Castoridae
Source: RefSeq, a predicted model, not a curated record
ACAAUAGAUGUUUUCUUUAGACAAAAAUGGAAAGAUGAACGUUUAAAAUUUAAAGGACCUAUGAAUAUCCUUCGACUUAACAAUUUAAUGGCUAGCAAAAUCUGGACUCCAGAUACCUUCUUUCACAAUGGGAAGAAGUCAGUAGCUCAUAAUAUGACAAUGCCAAACAAGCUGCUUCGCAUCCAGGAUGAUGGGACUCUGCUGUACACAAUGAGGCUUACAGUUCAAGCUGAAUGUCCAAUGCACUUGGAGGAUUUUCCGAUGGAUGCUCAUUCGUGCCCUCUGAAAUUUGGCAGCUAUGCAUACACAACCUCAGAAGUCACUUAUAUUUGGACUUACAAUGCAUCUGAUUCAGUACAGGUUGCUCCUGAUGGCUCUAGAUUAAAUCAGUAUGAUCUACUGGGACAAUCCAUUGGGAAGGAGACGAUUAAAUCCAGUACAGGUGAAUAUACUGUAAUGACAGCUCAUUUCCACUUGAAAAGAAAAAUUGGGUAUUUUGUAAUUCAGACCUAUCUGCCUUGCAUCAUGACUGUCAUUCUCUCCCAAGUGUCAUUCUGGCUUAACAGAGAAUCUGUGCCUGCAAGAACUGUGUUUGGUGAGUGA